Molecule: messenger RNA, 1477 nt
Organism: Zychaea mexicana
Lineage: Eukaryota; Fungi; Mucoromycota; Mucoromycetes; Mucorales; Lichtheimiaceae
Exons: 12
Coding region: 46-1437 (463 amino acids)
Biological process (GO): negative regulation of TORC1 signaling; actin filament organization; cellular response to amino acid starvation
Cellular component (GO): KICSTOR complex; lamellipodium; actin cytoskeleton
Molecular function (GO): actin filament binding
Source: RefSeq, a predicted model, not a curated record
UGCAAAGCUGACUUUUCUUGGAGCAACAGCUUCCUAUUGUCAAAUAUGAACGAUCCCGAGAUAUUAAGCACAGACGACGAAUUGUUCCGCGAAACACAUUACGCACGCUACGGUUUUGAGAGAACGAACAUUUAUGGCUUAACGGUGCUGGAUUCACGACAAGCAACGUGUCUCGAGCGCCAACCUGAAUUUCCCUCUCACCGAUUCAACACUUUUUCUAUACGAGAUCAAAAAAUAGAAGACUCACCUGCGAGUAAUAGUGCCCGUCAAGAACCACUGAAAAAUCCAGUACGGCAUUUAUUAUCGGCUUCCGCAUCCGAGAUUGUCGCGUUUAUAUCGCGCGAUGGAUACUGGAACUCGUUGAAUAUUGCUUUAGGGUUGGAACCAGGCAAGAGUGAAAUAAUCUCUAUGGAUGCUGCUGAAGUUAAAGAGAAGAUUUAUCUCGCGAUUGCCGUUGCUGAGAAAAAAGCCAAUGACGAGUUUCAAUACACUUUACGUAUAUUCGAAGGAUCUGCGCCUUUUCUGGAACAAACGCUAUUAAGCAUUAAAGAUACCAGCCAAAUAAUUUCAAUACCCAGCGCACCUAUGCAAAUAAGCCAUAUCCAAAAAGAUAACCACGAGCUACUGUUUUUAAUGACAGCAAUGGAUGGGCAUGUUCACACUUACGCGCAACAUAAUGGACAAUUUGUAGAAUCUUCUGAUUUAGCAGCACAAUUUCCAGUCUUAGGCGAAAUUAACGAUCGUCGUAUCCGGAUUUUGUAUAUGCAUAUAUAUGAUCAACCCAAUGGUGAAAGGGUGAUAUGUGCGGGUGGUCAGGACGGAGAUAUCAUUCUAGCGUUUUACGAUAAUGAUGGCAAUGAAGUCAAUAGUUAUAGUACACGCAUCUUUAGUCCGAUCACAUCCGUGCUGAUAUUUCAACCUCGGGUAUCGAAAAAAGUAAACGAAGAUGAUGUACUGCACCUUAUCGUGACGUGUGCAAUUGAACUUGCUAUUGUCUACAAAUGUAUCAAGAGGAACGGUCUAGCGAAAAGCCGUGUAUUACCCCAAUCCGAUCACUACGAUAGUGUAUUAUGUUCGCAUGUGAUGGAUGUAGACUGGGAUGGAGAGCACGAGAUCCUUAUAGGCACGUAUGGUCGUCAAGUGCUCAUUUACAAACAAGUGGCAGGAACACAAGAUUACAAUAUACUAUGGCGGCGUCAAUUCGCUUAUCCAAUAUAUCGAAUAUCGCACCUUGAUUUAAAUCGUGAUGGUCUGGAUGAACUUAUCGUUACAACAAUGUAUGGUGUCCAUGUUCUGCAGCCAAACAUGAAGAAGGCGCGUGUACGUUUGCUCGAAGUAUUGCAACAUGUGGAUGCAAGAAAACGCCACAUGUAUGAGCUGAUGCUGGAAUGGAAACAUCAGAAGGAGUUAGAAAAGGCAAUCAUUUUCGAGUCAUGAAAUAAAUCGUGUACCUUAUUUGCGUUUAAAAGCUAAUAGC